AUGUCCUUCACUGCGUUUACCCAGAGCAUCGUGGACUUGGCUGUUUUGAACCCACUGCCAGGAGCCGUGCUGGCAAUUAUCACCCUGUUUGGUGUCGUCAAGCUCGGCAAUCUUUUCGGCAGCUACCUGGCUGUUUUGCUCGAUACCCUGGUCCGCAGGGGCACCCCUUUGACUACUUACGGCAGUAAGGCCGGCGCCUGGGCAGUAGUUACCGGUGCCACUGCGGGCAUUGGCGAGCAGUUCGCUCAUCAGCUUGCUCGUGCUGGGUUCAAGGUGCUGCUUGUGUCUCGCACUCAGUCUAAAUUGGACGCGGUUGCCUCGGAACUCAAAGAAAAGUACAGUGGCGAGGUGGCUACUUUUGCUCUAGAUGCCGCGUCCGCUGGUGAUAAAGAGUACAGCCAGCUGGCAGCUUUUGUUGAUGAUCUUGAGGGCGGCGUCGGUGUUCUUGUCAAUAACGUCGGACAGAGCCAUGAGAUGCCUGUGCCAUUUGCCGAAACUACCAAAGAGGAAAUGCACCAGAUCAUCCAGAUCAACAAUGUUGCCACGCUUGAAAUCACCCGUGCUGUCAUCCCCGCUCUGCAAAAAUCUAUCAAAACCAAAAAAUCAAAGCGGGCAUUGAUUCUCACCAUGGGCUCGUUCGCUGGAUUGACCCCCACGCCUCUGCUGGCCACCUAUUCAGGAUCCAAGGCAUUUUUGCAGGGCUGGAGCUCUGCGUUGGGUGCCGAGCUCGCUCCCGAGGGCAUUGACGUCGAGCUCGUCGUUUCUUACUUGGUUACCUCGAACAUGUCCAAGAUUCGCCGCACGUCAGCUAUGAUUCCCUCUCCCAAGGCCUUUGUUAAAGCUACUCUACGGAGCCUGAACCGUCGCGGUGGUGCUCAGGAGCGUGCCUACACCUCUACACCGUUCUGGUCUCACGGCCUGCUCCACUGGUGGAUCGAAAACGCCCUUGGCGUGUACAGCCGCAUUGUUGCUGUAUUUAACCGCAAAAUGCACGUCGAUAUUCGCCGCCGGGCAUUGCGCAAGAUAGCUAAAUCUGCAAAUACUCAGUAA
Molecule: messenger RNA, 1050 nt
Organism: Wickerhamiella sorbophila
Lineage: Eukaryota; Fungi; Ascomycota; Dipodascomycetes; Dipodascales; Trichomonascaceae
Product: Very-long-chain 3-oxoacyl-CoA reductase
Exons: 1
Coding region: 1-1050 (349 amino acids)
Biological process (GO): fatty acid elongation
Cellular component (GO): endoplasmic reticulum
Molecular function (GO): ketoreductase activity
Source: RefSeq, a predicted model, not a curated record